AGAGAGAGAGAGAGAGGUGACUGAGGAACACAUUUUCAUCCAAACCUCUCCGUUUUUUCCAGAGCCUAUCUGUGCUCCGCGGCUCAGCGCAGCUCUCUAUUGUUUAAACUGUUCUGUAAUCGCAGCCAGUGAGUCAUUUUUUCUUUUUUCUUUCCCCCCCUUCAUCUGAUGCUCGAUUCUCGCCGCUCUGAAUGCUGUCUUCAUUGUCAACUUCUCCGAUUUCUCCACUUAAGACUUGAGCUGCAUCAUGAAUAGUUUGGGGGCACCUUUCCAUCUCGUACCUCUGGAAUGGUGGGGAUUACACAGCCGAAACCCGGGGAGCAUGUAAACGCAAAUGGAGUUUGGGAUUUAUUGCAAAAUAAGGGAAAGAUGACCGUCUUCUCGUUGUGCUUGCUCUUGUGCGCAGAUCUACUGGAUUUAGCCGUCGGAUAUUUGACAGUUACCAUAGAGCCCCUGCCUCCUGUUGUUGUGGGAGAGACUGUUACUCUCAAGUGUAACUUCAAAACUGACGGAAGGCUUCGAGAGAUUGUUUGGUACAGGGUCACAGAUGGAGGGACCAUUAAGCAGAAAAUCUUCACCUACGAUGCUAUGUUUAAUACCAAUUACUCUCACAUGGAGGACUACCGCAGGCGUGAAGACCUUGUGUACCAAUCUACCGUCCGGCUCCCGGAGGUCCGGAUCUCAGACAACGGGCCUUAUGAAUGCCACGUGGGCAUCUACGACCGGGCAACGAGGGAGAAGGUUGUCCUGGCUUCAGGGAACGUUUUUCUUACGGUUAUGUCGCCUCCAAACAACAUAUCAGUGGUGGCAGAGAACACUCCAGCCCCAUUCAGUCGAUACCAAGCCCAGAAUUUUACUCUUGUCUGCACUGCAAAAGGAGGGAAGCCGGCCCCAUCGGUGUACUUUAAACGUGACGGCGAGCUGAUAGAGGUGAUCUCCUACACUCAGUCCUCCGGAGAGCAGGGUGGCGGCGCGGCGGGGGUGAGAGGCGCCCGGCCGCUCAUCAGCAGGGACCUGGAUGACACCAAGCUGCAGCGCUCCCUCUCCCUUCUGGACCCCGAAGGGCGGGCGCCUCGUCCAUACACGGAGAGCCCCCAGCGCGUCCACACUCAAGGCCAGCAGGCCUACGAGCCCAGCCCUGCCACAGAGGUCAUCCCAGAGACAGUGGUGAGCCGGGAGUUCCCCCGCUGGGUGCAUAGCACAGACCCUCUCUACUACUUUAGCCACACUCACAUCCCUCAGAGUGACGGCUCUGUGGUGGUGCAGGCCCGACUCACCUGGACCCUCAACCCUCAGCUGGAUAAUGAUGCCCUGUUCAGCUGCGAAGUCAAACACCCGGCACUGUCCAUGCCCAUGCAGACUGAGGUCACUCUAGCUGCUCCUAAGGGUCCUAAACUCUUCAUGUCCCCUACCAGAGCGAAGGUGGGGGACACGGUGCGCAUCACUGUGCAAGGAUUCCAGGUAGGAUCGCCUGGGAAUGAGGUGUUCCCUGAGCCUCUCUUCACCUGGACACGAGUGGGGGGCCGCCUGCUGGAUGGCAGUACCGAGCGAGAGGGGAAGGAGCUGAUUCUGGAGAGAGUGCCGGCCGAGCUCAACGGCUCCAUGUACCGCUGCACGGCCCAGAAUCCUCUGGGCUCCACGGAUACGCACACUCGCCUCAUAGUCUUCGAAAAUCCAAGCAUGAUGAAAAACACACAGAAUCAGAACAAUGGAGCCUCCUGCCUGGACGUGCUCGGACUAACGUGGAUGGCACUUGUGCUCACAGUGACAGUGGAACUGACGUGAAACCUCUCAUCCAAGACACACUCACGCACACACACACACACACACACACACACAUACACGCACACACAAACACACACAUAAAUUCCCUUCUUACACAACAUCCACACAUGUACACAAAAAACACGCACACACACUUUCCACAAACCCUGCAAGCCUUCUCCAGUCAUCAACAGGCCCUCCAUGCGUCAGUCGAUCAGGAAACAGUGCCAUCACAGGAUGGCGCUCCACUGUUUUUUGUAAUAAAAUAAUAACCAAGAUAAUGAUAUCAAAAGAACAACGUGACAAACAUGACAAUAACCACUUCCUAUAUAGCCCUGCCCAGUUACACCCCUUUUUUUGUUUCUUGUCCCACGUCUGCCUGUUGAUCAAUAAAACCAGUUGAUUUGAAAUGGAAAAAGAAAAACGCUUUUGGAUUUUAUUUUGAUGAGUCAAGAUGUCAUUGGUGUUGACUGAAAUGUGAAAAGUGGAACUGGCUUAGGAUGUGCCACCAUAUCAACCACUCCCAUCUGUUACUUGUCCUGGGAUGCACCUGAUUAGCAACAAGCUGAUAAACCACGGGGGAACAAACACAGAUGCUCCAAGAGAACAUUCUUUUUUUACUGAUAUACAACUAUUCCUUUUUUUCUGAUGGCGUGGAAUGUACAAGAGGAUUUAAAAAUGCAUUAAGAAACUAGAAAAAAAAAUCUCCUUUUUGAGUGUAUUUUGUGUACAUCAGUGUAAAUAUUGAAAAUAAUUAAAGAGGUUAUAUGGGUUAUGGUGCGGGAUGGUUGCUGAUAUAGCUGGAGUUUACACUUCUCCACCUUUGUUUGUACUUCAUUCAACACUGUUCUCAGAGAUCAUUCUUGGCUGGAAGGACAGAAACAUUAACAGCCUUUCUGUUUCUCAUUUGGGCUUUUUAUAUCUAUAUGGCAGGUCUCCAAGGACAGAGUAAAAAAAAAAAAAAAAUCUAACAUAUGUCUGCUGUUUUGGGGUUGUGGUGCAUGUGACGUUUGAAGAUUCUUUCUCCUUUUGGUGUGUUGCAAUUGACAGCACUGCAACUCAUUGUCACUGGCCUGUAAUCCAGUUAUUCACUUGUGACAUACUAUCUUAAGUGACCUACAUUGUGUACAAUACGUAACUCUUACCCAGACAUCUGCAGUACUAGUAGGAUCAUUUUAGCCGCCAUUCCAGGGAGGUGCUCACUUGAGGCAGCGUGUGUAAACAGGGUUGUUGCAUUUGUUUCAUUUCACCUGUAUUAAAAUGGAGAGAUGAUAAAAACUUACAAGCCUUGACUUUACUUAUAACACUGUGAUCAACAUGUUCAGUAGCAGAUGUGAAUCUUCCCCGGCUUCCUCUGACGCCCAGUACAGGUAAUAUACAGUAUCUAAUAUUGCUCACUCCUGCAUAUCUGGAUUGUCGCAGGAAUUGUUUACAAUCUAAUUUGAUUGUAAUCUUGCCACAUGCAGGAAAUUUGAAGGACAGUCUGCCUGGAGACAGACUCUCCAGACUGGAGACUUUGUGUGUCUGCUCAAUUACAGGCUCCAAAAAUUACUUUGUUUCAGAUGUAUCUGAUUGUGCUGACCCCAACGUGGCUUCUGAAGGAGAUUCGGACAUUGCUGUUAACCCUUUCCAGUCUGCACUCUCUUUUUCUCACACGCACACACGGUGAAGGGUGUCUUAAUGCAGAAUAAUCCUGCAUUUUUUGGACUUCACAAGAUCUGCAAUUUAAGCUAUUCUAAGGACACAACAUGUAUUAAGGGAUUAAGGUUUAAACCAGGUGGGAGGUAAGAGGGGAGAUUUCUAAAGCUUAGUCGAAUGGAAAGGAUAGACCUAUCCGUUUGGGAUAUCAGCUCACCUUGCCAAAGUACAAUCCAUAUUACUGCUUUCCGGAGAUGAGAGCUGCAUAGCAUAAACAUUAUUAACAGACAGUCAUAUGCACUUUGAAUUAAUUUUCUUUCCAGUGAGG
Centropristis striata (black sea bass) is the source of this 3730-nucleotide messenger RNA. RefSeq names its product immunoglobin superfamily, member 21a (gene igsf21a). Gene Ontology annotation, biological process: heterophilic cell-cell adhesion; homophilic cell-cell adhesion. Gene Ontology annotation, cellular component: adherens junction. The record is from RefSeq and is a predicted model, not a curated record. The coding region runs from base 289 to 1785 and encodes 498 amino acids. Lineage: Eukaryota; Metazoa; Chordata; Actinopteri; Perciformes; Serranidae. The transcript is spliced from 10 exons.